Molecule: messenger RNA, 321 nt
Organism: Arabis nemorensis
Lineage: Eukaryota; Viridiplantae; Streptophyta; Magnoliopsida; Brassicales; Brassicaceae
Source: the annotation of a GenBank genome assembly
AUGGCGAUGAAGUCGAGACUUGUGCUGGAGAAGAAGAGGAAGAAGACAAACUCAAACUUUCCGAAGAAGAAGGAACUCCCUCAGCAGACUAAUCCACCAUCGACCCCUGUCACUGAGCUUUUCCCUCCAGGGGAGUUUCCUGAAGCAAUCUAUGGAGAACAACAUCUGAAAAAAGUUCAUCGCCAGGUUUGGAAAUAUGUGGUAAGCAUAGUGAAGCCUGAAAUGUUAAUGACUGAUAUACGUGAGACCCUGGAGAAUUCUGUUCGUAAGCUGAUAUCAGAGAAUGGUCUUCAAGCUGGUAUUGCAUUUCCUUCGAUAUGA